This is a messenger RNA of Rhineura floridana, 3000 nucleotides long. Its product is annotated as pituitary homeobox 2-like. Gene Ontology annotation, molecular function: RNA polymerase II cis-regulatory region sequence-specific DNA binding; DNA-binding transcription factor activity, RNA polymerase II-specific. Gene Ontology annotation, cellular component: nucleus. The transcript is spliced from 3 exons. The record is from RefSeq and is a predicted model, not a curated record. Lineage: Eukaryota; Metazoa; Chordata; Lepidosauria; Squamata; Rhineuridae. Bases 490 to 1299 code for a protein of 269 amino acids. Gene Ontology annotation, biological process: regulation of transcription by RNA polymerase II; anatomical structure morphogenesis.
CCAAAGAACACUCUAGCCCUGGGAAAGGGAAAUAAACAUGUGAGAGAAGGCGGUGGGUUAAAAAACAGCAGCACUCUGGGAGCAAAAUAGCCCCUACAAAGUAGCAAGCCUCUUUGGUGGAGGGAGAGCAGCAGUCAGACCUUGAUGUGGACCUGGUGGUGGAAAGCUGAGUCUUCGGAAAAAAUGGCUAAACUGGCUCCAUGACAGAGAUUCCUGGACGGGGGUUCAUAACCAGAAAGGGUCUGUUUCAAACAGCCAGAGUAUAGUGAUUCCAUAGCCUGGACUGCUUGUUCUUCUGGAAGACCGGGGCUCCAAGUGUUGUGCCUUUUUGUUCCCUGGUCAUUUUCUCCCAUCAGCACAGCAAAACUGACACCUCAGGCCUUGCCAGCCAGAGAGAUUUUUCACUUGUGGAGUGGGAGGCAUCACGAUUCUGCCUCUGCUCUCAGACGUGGAGCUUGAACACAGGGACGUCUUUGCAUCUUUGGAAGUAUGUCAGCAUUGCUGCAAGCCACAGAUGAAGGCGCUGAUGGGAUACCACCCAGAGCUUUGGCUGGGACACCCAGCACAGAGAGUGGAGGAGAGAAUGGUGAGGUUUCUCAGUGCAAAUCUUCUGAUUCCAGUGGUGAGGAGGAGGCCCGUGUGGGGAAAAAGAAGCCACGUAGGCAGCGGACUCAUUUUACCAGCCAACAGCUCCAGGAGUUGGAGGCCACUUUCCAGCGGAAUCGCUACCCAGACAUGAGCACAAGGGAAGAGAUUGCAGGCUGGACCAAUCUGACAGAGCCCAGGAUCAGGGUUUGGUUUAAGAACCGCAGAGCCAAAUGGCGGAAAAAGGAACGCCAUCAGCAGACAGAGCUCUGCAAAGGGGCCUUUGGUGCACAGUUCAGUGGCUUGACUGGGAACCCCUAUGAGGACCUUUACCCAACCUACACCUACAAUACCUGGGCCCCGAAGGGGCUACAUGCUAACCCCAUCCACAGCAAAGGAUUCCAGCUCUUCAACUCCAUGAGCCUCAGUUCCUUUCCACCCCAGAGUGUAUUCUCUGCAGCUUCAGGAGCCUCCACGUCUGGUGUCCCAUCUUUAGAAACCUUCAACAGCCUGGCAAGUCCUCCAGGGCCUCCCAGUUCAACAUAUGGACCGGGCUCUUCUCCACCGUACAUGUACAGGGACCCCUGCAACUCAAGCCUGGCUAGUUUGAGACUCAGAGCAAGGCAGCCACAGGCGCCCCUCAACUAUGGAUCUCCUCAAAAUGCAGCCAUCAGCCCCAGCUCCAGCCACUAUAAUUUGGAUAGGCCGGUGUGAUACUGGGCCCCAAAAGAAGAAUAGCCUGAUUUGUGUUCCCUUAAGACUCUUUUUAGCAGUGGCCUCAGGGAAGGGUUUGCCUCCAUAAUUCCUGCGUUAGGGAUUGAAUAGGAUUCACCAGUCCUGGGAAAAAUAACACUUCUAGCCUCUUCCAUUCUGGAUGUUGCCAUAUAGCCUUCUUUCUUAAGUGCCUUAACACAGUCACCUUUCAUGGAGCCUGCACCUCCUCAGAAACCCCUGAUCUUGGCACGGAUGAAGGCUACAAACAGUCAACGUCAUCCUUUUUGUGUCAGAUGUCCAAUGUGUUUUUUAAAAUUCUUUAGUAGGAUGCCAGGAGAGGUGAAAUGGCAGGGCAUUGUCUGCCAUUUUGAACUGGGGGGGGAGCCCAUCUGUUAUGACCAAAAAUAGAACUCCAGAUGAGAAGGAAGAAAAAAAACCUACUAUGAGGAGUGGGAGGGUACAGAGGAAAAGAAAGGCUGACAAAGCCAGUUAGUUACCUGGGGUUGUGUUGGUUGGGGGACCUGAUCCAGUUGAGUCAAUUUCACUUAGUCCAUUGACUUGUUGAGGCUGAGGCUGGUAAAUCCCAGCCAGGCCUGGCUGUAGGAUUGAGAGGAGAGGACUCUGCACAAAAUGAUGAGGGGGGGACUUCCACCACAGAUGCCUGCAUGGGGGCCCCUUUUACGAUAAAAAAUUGCAUUUGGGGGGCUCUGACACAUCUUGAUUGUCCUCCCCUCAAAAUGCAUUGAAAAGGUCCAGGGCACCAUGGAGGCCCCAAGAAUAUGGUGAACCUGAGCUGCAGUGUUUCUGUGGCAGUUGGUGGUCUUCUUUGGAGGAAGCAUUUUUUUCCUUGCCCUUAACAGCUUCCAAUUAUCAGUUGGUUGGGCCCCUCAAGAACUUCAGGGCCCCAGCACUUGACCAACCCUCUAUCAAAAACUGGACUUAUAUCCAGCAUGUUUUGAAAGUUCGGCCAAAUUAACAUUUCUAGUUUUUCAUUUUCAAAAGGGCAAAACAUAACCAUUUUGACUGCAAAGCUAACACGGUAACCAGUCCUAGUUGUCUGUCACAGCCGCAACUUCCCCACCCUCAUGCAUGUCCUGCAACCCAGUCAUUGCUCGAUUGUCUUGAACUACUCAAGAUUGCACCGAGAGAAUUUCCCAGAGGUGGUAUCUCACCUGCAGCCACCACGUUCAUUUGCAUGGGAAACCCUGUCGCUAUAAGCCUUCCCAGACUACCUUUGCCCAAGCCAUUCCAGGUCCAGCUUCUUGAAGGACUUCUCCCUUGCCCAACCCAUUGUCACCAGGGAGGGGGACCCCUUCAAACAGCUCACUAAUGAAAGCUUUCCCCAUUAAAGAGUGAAACCUUGUUCCCUGAGAGAUGAAAACUGGCAGAUCCAAUCUGAGAGUAGAGCUGCUAUAAUGGGAAUAGAUUUCCUUCUCUUUUUUGUUCUCUUUGAGAAUAUGUGUUGGUGAGGAUUGGGGAAUAAAGGAAGAUGGUGGCCAGGUGGCCUUCUACAACCUGAAUAUGACAUCGAGAAAUGGCCUGAAAACUUUGUAACCAGACAAAUAUAUAUGUGCCUUGUCCAUUUUGCCAUCUUGAUAAAGAAUGCCCACGUUUAAAGCCAGAUUUUUAACACUUUUAUUUUAUGUAUGAAUGCCAUGUGAUUCUUUCUGAUGUCCUAUCAAUAAACCUUUUUUUUCUAUU